AUGAGCAGGAAAGGAAGAAAUACGCUUGCCGAUUCCUGGACAUCGACACCUACAUUCAAGGAGUUCUGCGAAAAAGUCUACAAACUAUACCCCGGAUCGGAGGAAGAGCACAAAUGGUCGGUAUUAGAUAUGGACAAGCUAGUCGGCAAAAUGAGCAGGGUCAGCAUCUUGUCUCUCAGCGAACUAGAUGACCCGUACAACCUCCAGGACAUCCACGACGCAGCCCAAUUUGUCUUGCACGGCACCACAUCCGCAUACAGCACUAUGUCUACUGACAUCUCUCGAGCAGCCCCCGCCGCACCGCCCACUAACGCAAUCAAGGCCGAAGACCUGGCAACCAUGUUCGAAUGGCUCACCGACACCUUCAUCAAGGCCAUUGCCACUCAAAGGACGUCCAGGCCAGCCGAUCGACCAUCCCGACAACCAGGACAAGGCGGCAACAACUGCAUGUUCUGCGGCAGUCCCGAACACUUCAUGCACGCCUGUCCUGAGGUCACCGAAUACAUUCAGAUUGUCAAAUGCAAGCGGAAUAUCGAGGGGAAGGUGGAAUCCAGGACAGUUGGCGACUGGACAGAUGAUGUUUACGGUAAACGUGGCGCCAACUCACCCGAUGACGAUAGCCUCCCGUCACAAUUCACCCUCAUUGCUGGAUGUCACCCCGACUUACCAACUCACCGACGUCCAGUGAAUCACAAGCCUCAAACGCAAACUAUUCACACUCCAAACAUGGGGCGUGAAGGCAUGCAAAAUGGUACAGACAGGACGUUCGGCGCCUACCCCAUCACCGGCUCCUGA
Molecule: messenger RNA, 795 nt
Organism: Heterobasidion irregulare TC 32-1
Lineage: Eukaryota; Fungi; Basidiomycota; Agaricomycetes; Russulales; Bondarzewiaceae
Exons: 4
Coding region: 1-795 (264 amino acids)
Molecular function (GO): zinc ion binding; nucleic acid binding
Source: RefSeq, a predicted model, not a curated record